Molecule: messenger RNA, 2748 nt
Organism: Rotaria sp. Silwood1
Lineage: Eukaryota; Metazoa; Rotifera; Eurotatoria; Philodinida; Philodinidae
Source: the annotation of a GenBank genome assembly
AUGCCUAGCAAACCAGGCAAAAAGACUCAAGCAGUGAGUCUUUAUAAAACAUUCGUUGAUGCUUAUAUGAAAGCUCACCCUGAUGUUAAACGUGCCGUAAGACAUCAUGAUGCUCAAGUUGAAUGGAAUUCAAUAAAAACAAAUGAAGAAUUAGUUAAAGAAAAAAUUGAACAAUAUUUAGAAAUUUAUAAUCGAUUAGGUGCACCAGAAAAUGAAGGUCUUGCACGUCCACCAUCACCUGUUGAACAACCACGAAAAGAUAAUCGUGGACGACCAAAAAAAAAUUCUAAAAAACCUGAAACAACUGAAACAUCAAAUAAAGAAAAUAGUGGUGAGAAAAAAGAUAAAGAUGAAGAAUGGAAUGGUUUAGAUGAUCUUGAUGAUGAUGAAGAGGAGGAAGAAGAAGAACCAGAAAAAAAGAAAAAAAAGAAAAAAAGUUAUUAUGUUAAAAAACGUAAACCAACUGAUGAUCAAAUUAUUGAAGAUCCAUCAAAAUCAGGUCAAACAACUGCUGGUCCAUUAGAACCUUUACCAAAAAAAGUUCGACAACCAGCACAAGAACGUGCAUAUAAAGAAUUAAGUACCAUUAAUGAACGUAUUGCUUCAUUAGUACAAGUUCGACAAAUGGGUUUGGCAACACCAGAAAAUAAAAAACAAUUAAAACAAUUAAUUGUUGAUCGAAAAAAGAAAGCUUAUGAAUUAAAACGUCUUCAAUCUAAACAACGUGCUUCAAAUAAAUAUCGAAAUAAACAAAAGAAAAUUGUUGAUAAUUUAUUAGAAUCCAAACCUGAAUUAGGUCCACAAUUACAUAAACUUUAUCGUCGUGGUGUUGGUCGACCACGUGUUGAAGAACAAUGUCCAGAUUUAUUACAAAUCAUUGAAGAAAUUGCUAAAGUUGGUGGUGCUAGUGAUGAUCGUCGACGUUCAGAAACAAUUCGUCCUUGUUUAACAUUAGAUGAUUUACGUGAAAAAAUUAAACAACGUGGUUAUGAUAUUAAACGAACAACACUUUACUAUCGUCUUUUACCUCAUCGUGCAUCAUCAAUUGAAGGUCGUCGACAUAUUCAAACAGUUCCAGUUCGUCUUCGUCGUGCACAAAACGAUGAACAUGGUAAACAUGAAGAUGGUCAUUUUGCAACAGCAACAAUACGUUAUAUGAAAGAUUUAGCUUCAAUAUUUGGAAAUGAUUGUGUUUUUUAUUUAUCACAAGAUGAUAAAUGUAAAGUUCCACUUGGUUUACCAGCAGCACGUGUUCAAGCACCAAUGUUAAUGCAUUUGGAUUAUCGUAUACGUUUACCUGAUCACGAUUGGACAGUUGCACCACGACAUCAAUUGACACCAAGUGUUUAUGCAGCAUGUCUUUUAUCUGAAGAUGGUGAUUUAGGUUAUUCAGGACCAACAUAUAUUGCUGUACGUUCAGCUAAACAUGAUCAAUCAAAUGCUGAUUCACAUGCAACAGAUUUUGAUCGUCUUGUUAAUUUAAAAGAAUUUGAAAAAGUAGCACGUGAUGAAUCUGGACAAGUUAAACCAAUUGUUAUUGUUACUGUCGAUGGUGGUCCAGAUGAAAAUCCACGUUUUCCUAAAACACUUGUUGCUAGUAUUAAAAAAUUUAAAAGAUAUAAUUUAGAUGCACUUUUUGUUCUUACACAUGCUCCUGGUCAAUCAGCUUAUAAUAUAGUCGAACGUCGUAUGGCACCAUUAUCUCAUGAUUUAGCUGGUCUUAUAUUACCACAUGAUCAUUUUGGUUCACAUUUAAAUGAUUCAGGUGUAACAAUAAAUGUUGAUUUAGAAAAAUUAAAUUUUCGUAAAGCUGGACAAAUCUUAGCUGAAACAUGGAAUCAAACAGUUAUUGAUGGUUUUCCAUGUUUUGCUGAAUAUAUUAAUCCACCAGCAACAUCUGAAGAUGAACGUCGUCAAAUUGAUGUUAAAGUUGUUAUGGAUGAACUUUUACGACAAGUUUGUGCUGAAGAAGAAGCUGAAGAAGGUCAUGAAUUUCGUAUCAGUGCAUCGGAAGAAUAUUAUCAAGAGAAUGCCCGUCCAGCACGAGAAAAAUUUGGUGAAUUACCAAAAUAUGAUAUUGAUGAAUAUUGGUGUGCAAUGCAUGUUUUACAAACACAAUAUACAUUACAAAUUGUACGUUGUAAUUCUAUGGAAUGUUGUGGACCAUGGCGUUCAAAUUAUAUUGAAGUAUUUCCACAUCGAUUUUUACCAUCACCUGUACCAUUUGAACGUACACCAUAUGGUAUACGUAUGGCAGAAAAAGAUUAUCAAAAAGGACAAUUUUAUGGUUCAUUAUUUCAACGUAUACAAUUUCAUGGUGUUGUUAUUGAAAAUACACAAAAUGAAAUGUUACCAUUUGAUUUUUGUUGUUCAUCAGUUAAAAAAGAAUUACGUAAACGUACAUGUAAAAUUUGUAAUCAAUAUAUUCCAUCAGCUUAUCGAAUGAAAAAUCAUUAUCGAAUUCAUGCACAACAUUAUGAAGAUUUUGAUCAUGAACAAGAUGAUACAUUACCACAAUCAUCAACAACAAAUGAUAUAAAUAAUUCAAAUGAUAAUCAACCAACAACAGCACCACCUGUAUUUAAAGCUGAAAUGCUAGAUUGGCUUCGUUCAGAUUUUGAUGAUUUUGAUUUGGGUCCAGCACCAACACAACUUGCAAGUGAUCGUGUUACACGUUCAAUGAAAAAAUUACGUGUUGAAGAAAAACACGAAGACGAAAACAAUCAAGAUUGGGUACAUGUAGAAUAA